AUGUCCUCUCUUUCAAUCCCUCCCAAUGUCCAUCUUGAGGAGAUGAUGCGGGGUGCCGGCCCGGUGCCAGACCAAACCAAUCUACCAUUUCCAGCUUCCACAAGACAGGCUGCCGGGGUGUUGGGCGGAGUGUCAACAGAAGUGAUGUCAGUGUCAUUUUCUGACAAAAUUUUUGUGACUAUAUCUCAAAAUGGCAAACUGGGACAAUGGCUCCACGUCCCCUUAGAAAAUUCGAAUCCUGGGACUGACGGUUAUCAUACUCUUCCAAAUCCAAGCGAAGACGGACUCCUUCCGCUACCGAAUUUUACUGCCACAUCCGUCCUUGGUGCUCGCGGAACUCAACGAGAAACUGUUGGCCAGCUCUACGCAUGCCAGAUUGCGACUGCGAUCGUGACUAAAAAUCCAAAUGAAAAAAGGCUUCUUGUUGUGGGCUUGGGUCUUGAACAGCCUGAUCUUGAUCGUGAUAUCUUCUUUGGUGUCAUAGAUCUUGUAUUAAAUUGCAUAUGA
Messenger RNA from Blastomyces dermatitidis ER-3, 507 nucleotides. RefSeq lists its product as uncharacterized. Gene Ontology annotation, biological process: proteasome assembly. Bases 1 to 507 code for a protein of 168 amino acids. The transcript has 2 exons. NCBI's taxonomy places the organism in Eukaryota, Fungi, Ascomycota, Eurotiomycetes, Onygenales, Ajellomycetaceae. The record is from RefSeq and is a predicted model, not a curated record.